Pelodiscus sinensis (Chinese soft-shelled turtle) is the source of this 1239-nucleotide messenger RNA. The record is from RefSeq and is a predicted model, not a curated record. NCBI's taxonomy places the organism in Eukaryota, Metazoa, Chordata, Testudines, Trionychidae.
CAGACUCUGGCUGCCCUGCGCGGGGUGGCGGGGUCCGUGGGGUGGCUGGAUUCCGGGGGGAGGGGAGAGUAAUUUGCCCCUCCCCCCGAGUAAAGGGGGGGGCGGCGCGGAUGAGAUAGAGGAACCCCCCCUUUAUCCCUCUCCGGCGGAAGGGGUGGGGAGGAAAUCGGGGGCCCCCCUGCACCCCCAUCCGUGCAGGCUGCGUUUUGCAGUGUGGGGCGGAAAUUGGGUGCCCCCCUGCCCUGGACUAGAGGCCGAGAGGGGGGAGAAGAAGCAAGACCGGAGAGAGACCCUUUGGGGGGGGGGCUAGAAGGGGGGGGGGCUAGAAGGGGGGGGUCCCUGCUCUGCCUGGGAGGCCCUUGUUCGUUCUGCCAUGAGCACCCCUCAGGAAAGAGGGUGCUGGCAGGAGUCCUGACCCCUCCAGGCCCCUCUGCCGCCUGCACUGGUUGCACCACUGACUGGGGGCUGGGGGGGGAGAUGGCCUCCCCCUCCAGGCAAGGAUCCCCUGGAGGGGCUGGUUUGCUCUGUGGCAGCAGGACCCGGUCCUACGGCAGCCUCAUCAAGUCGACACACUCCCCGGUGAGGGAGAGGAGGGUGGAACAUCGUCUGGAGCCGGGGGACACCUUGCAGGGGCUGGCACUCAAGUAUGGCGUCACGAUGGAGCAGAUCAAGCGGGCAAAUCGUCUGUACACCAGUGACUCCAUCUUCCUCAAGACGACACUGCACAUCCCUGUCCUGGUGGAGCCCGAGGAGAUGGUGAACGGCUUAAAGCGGGAGGAAGGAGCCACACAGCCUGCCACGGGAAAGGAGACGCUGGUGCUGAAAAACAGCUCUGCGGCCAGCGCAGGCUCCACCCCCCGUCAUGACCUCUCGGCCACGGAUUUCUUACGAAAGCUCGACUCCGAGAUCAACCUGUCCAAGAAGGCCGCGGUGAAGAAGCUGAGAGAGGGGGAAACAACAAUUGCUGGGAUGGAGCCAGGAGCAAGCAGGACCAUUCCCUGUCGGAGCGAGCCCUCUCCUUCCGCUCAGCAGCGCUCCCUGCUGGGCCCCGUGCCGCUCACCAAAACCACGCGGGCCGCCACGUUGCGGGACAAAGAGGACGAGAUCUUCACGCUCUGAUGGGCAGUGUUGUCUUGCCUCUCACGGGCCUGCCUCUCCCCUCCAUCCCUGCACAUCCAUCCGCGGGGGGUGGCACAGGAUUGGAGUGGCUGGUUUGGGGGGGCCCUGCCGUGGGGCCCC